CGCUUCUUCUUCUUCUCCUCCUCCUGCUGCUGCUCCUGGUCGGCGCGCUCGCCUGGCAAGCUCCGGGCGCCAGCAAUCACUACGCUCCGGACGAAGACGACGACCCGAUCCCGUCCUUCGCUUUCGAGGAGGAGAACCAGACCGAUUUUGGAAGAUACCGAAGCGUGUCCGCCGCUUUCUAUCGGAGCAAUAAGGAUGCAUGGCGCUUACCUGGGCAUUACAUUGUGGUGCUUAAGGAGGAAACCCUUAAAUCCCAAACGUCUCGAACUGCCAGACAUCUGCAGGCCAGAGCAGCUAAGCAUGGCUAUUUGACCAAAAUUCUACAUAUCUUUGAGGAGCUUUUCCAGGGAUUUAUUGUGAAGAUGAGCAGUGAUGUGCUGCACAUGGCUUUGAAGCUGCCACACGUGGAUUACAUAGAGGAGGACUCCUUCGUGUUUGCGCAGAGUAUUCCCUGGAACCUUGGCCGGAUCGUCCCGACACAGGACAAAUCUAGUGAAUACACUCCGCCCAAUACGGGCAACCUGGUGGAGGUUUAUCUGCUAGAUACCGGCGUCCAGAGCAACCACCGGGAAAUAGAGGGCAGAGUGUUCGUGACGGAUUUUGAGAACGUGCCAGAGGAGGACGGCACUCGCUUUCACCGACAGGCCAGUAAGUGUGACAGCCACGGGACCCACAUGGCUGGCGUCGUGAGCGGGCGGGAUGGCGGCGUAGCCAAAGGAGCCAGUGUUCGCAGCCUCCGAGUGCUCAACUGCCAGGGGAAGGGCACUGUGAGUGGCACCCUGAUUGGAUUGGAGUUUAUUCAAAAGACCCUGGCUGUCCAGCCCUACAGUCCGCUGGUUGUGUUGCUCCCUUUGGCUGGCAGCUAUAGCCGCAUCCUGAAUACUGCCUGUCGCCUAAUGGUGCGGACGGGGGUGGUGAUGAUAGCUGCGGCGGGCAACUACAAGGAUGAUGCUUGCCUGUAUUCGCCAGCGUCUGAACCAGAGGUUAUCACAGUCGGCGCCACCAACGUCCAGGAUCAACCUGCUUCCAUGGGGACCUUGGGAACCAACUUUGGCCGUUGCGUGGAUUUGUUUGCCCCUGGAGAUGAUAUCAUCGGCGCCUCCAGUGACUGCAGUACCUGCUUUACAUCACAGAGUGGGACAUCCCAAGCAGCUGCGCAUGUAGCAGGUAUUGCAGCCAUGAUCCUGAACACCACCCCUGGUCUGUCCAUCUCUGAGCUGAGACAGAGGCUGAUCCACUUCUCCAUCAAAAACCUUAUCAAUGAGGCUUGGUUUCCUGAAGAGCAACGGUUGUUAACCCCCAACAGGGUGGCUGGGCUUCCCUCUAAACUUGUAGCAGAUGAACAGCUGCACUGCCGCUCUGUCUGGUCUUCCUUGUCUGGGUCAACUAGUGCGGCGAUAGCCGUCGCCCAUUGCAGCAGCCAUGAAGAAAUGUUCAGCUGCUCGAGCUUAUCGAAGAAUGGGAAGCGUCGGGGCGAGCGCAUUCAGGAGGAUUAUGGAGGCAGGAAGGAGUGUGUGGCUCAUAAUAGAUUUGGGGGCCAUGGGGUCUAUGCCAUAGCCCGGUGUUGCAUUUGGCCCAAAGCUGACUGCCAGGUGAACGCCCCCUCCCAGGCCGCAGAGGGCUCAGCAAUGCAAAGUGUCAGCUGCAUUAAGGACACCCAUGUUUUGACAGGUUGCGGCUCUCAUUCUGUGUCUGGGGAUUUCAGUGGCAACAUCAGGCCUGUACUUGGGGCAGAAAGCAGCCGUGACCACUGUGUAGGCCAGGCAGGUGCAACUGUGCAUGCUUUCUGCUGCCAUGCGCCCAGCAUCGAGUGCAAGGUCCAGGAACACUUUUCUCCGGAGUACUCAGCAAAGGUGAUGGUGACUUGUGAUGAAGGCUGGACUCUGACGGGAUGUAAUGCCCAGGGUCACGGCCAUAAUGCUCUUGGUGCCUAUUCAGUGGACAACACUUGUGUCGUAAUGAGCAGCCUAGGCAGCAAAGGAACAUGGGCUGUUGCCAUUUGUUGCAGAAAGAGACUCAUGGAAAAUGAGCAGCAUUCCAAUUAUAAGUGACAGUUCUAACUCCACCCCACAACAAUUCAUGGGACUUUUGAGUUUAUGACAACCACCUUACAUCAGCACAUUGAUGACCUGUCCCUCUCUUUCAGUUGUGCCCGAAGAAAGUGUUCUUGCAGGCAGUCCAGGCCAGCACAGCUAGAGUGAUUGUGGUGUCCUUAACACAACUGUCCUAAAUGUCCCAAUUAUAUACGACUUAUGGGUCU
This is a messenger RNA of Elgaria multicarinata webbii, 2260 nucleotides long. RefSeq names its product proprotein convertase subtilisin/kexin type 9 (gene PCSK9). Gene Ontology annotation, biological process: proteolysis. Lineage: Eukaryota; Metazoa; Chordata; Lepidosauria; Squamata; Anguidae. Bases 363 to 2051 code for a protein of 562 amino acids. The transcript is spliced from 12 exons. The record is from RefSeq and is a predicted model, not a curated record. Gene Ontology annotation, molecular function: serine-type endopeptidase activity.